This is a messenger RNA of Penicillium nucicola, 555 nucleotides long. Its product is annotated as ADP-ribosylation factor family protein. Gene Ontology annotation, biological process: intracellular protein transport; vesicle-mediated transport. The record is from RefSeq and is a predicted model, not a curated record. Gene Ontology annotation, molecular function: GTP binding; GTPase activity. Bases 1 to 555 code for a protein of 184 amino acids. The transcript is spliced from 4 exons. Gene Ontology annotation, cellular component: cytoplasm. Lineage: Eukaryota; Fungi; Ascomycota; Eurotiomycetes; Eurotiales; Aspergillaceae.
AUGGGUGGCCAAGUAUCCAAGAUGAUGGGCAAGAUUUUUGGCACGAAGGAGAUGCGGAUUCUUAUGCUGGGUCUAGAUGCUGCUGGAAAGACAACUAUUCUCUACAAACUUAAACUCAGCAACCAGGAUGUGACCACCAUUCCCACUGUCGGAUUCAACGUCGAGAGCGUGACCUACAAGAAUGUCAAGUUCAAUGUCUGGGAUGUCGGUGGUCAGGACAAGAUUCGACCCCUCUGGAGACACUACUACUCUGGCACGCAAGGAUUGAUCUUCGUGGUUGAUUCUAGCGACACAGCACGUAUGGAGGAAGCUCGCUCGGAGCUGCACAAGAUCAUCAACGAUCGUGAAAUGAAGGAUGCUCUGCUUCUCGUGUUUGCCAACAAGCAAGAUAUCGGCGGCCACCUGAGCCCCGAGGAAGUCACCCAGCAGCUUCAGCUGACCAAGCUCAAGGACAAGCUCUGGUACGUUGCGCCCAGUGUCGCGACAGAUGGCACAGGUAUUUUCGAGGGCCUGGCCUGGCUCUCAAACAACGUCAAGACCCAGCCCCAGAAAUAA